Molecule: messenger RNA, 2005 nt
Organism: Talpa occidentalis (Iberian mole)
Lineage: Eukaryota; Metazoa; Chordata; Mammalia; Eulipotyphla; Talpidae
Gene: ERG
Product: ETS transcription factor ERG
Exons: 10
Coding region: 115-1551 (478 amino acids)
Biological process (GO): cell differentiation; regulation of transcription by RNA polymerase II
Cellular component (GO): nucleus
Molecular function (GO): DNA-binding transcription factor activity, RNA polymerase II-specific; sequence-specific DNA binding
Source: RefSeq, a predicted model, not a curated record
AGACUUAGCACAAUCUCAUCCGCUCUAAACAACCUCAUCAAAACUCCUUUCUGGUCAGAGAGAAGCAAUAAUUAUUAUUAACAUUUAUUAACGAUCAAUAAACUUGAUCGCGUUAUGGCCAGCACUAUUAAGGAGGCGCUGUCGGUGGUGAGCGAGGACCAGUCGCUGUUCGAGUGUGCCUACGGCGCGCCGCACCUGCCCAAGGACAUGACCGCGUCCUCCUCCGGCGACUAUGGGCAGCCCUCCAAGAUGAGCCCCCGCGUCCCGCAGCAGGACUGGCUGUCUCCACCCCCUGCCAGGGUCACCAUCAAGAUGGAGUGUACCCCCAGCCAGGUGAACGGCUCGAGGAACUCCCCCGAUGAAUGCAGUGUGGCGAAAGGCGGGAAGAUGGUGGGCAGCCCGGACACCGUGGGCAUGAGCUACGGCAGCUACCUGGAGGACAAGCACGUGCCCCCUCCCAACAUGACCACCAGCGAGCGCAGAGUGAUCGUCCCGGCAGACCCUACGCUGUGGAGCACAGACCACGUCCGGCAGUGGCUGGAGUGGGCAGUGAAGGAGUACGGCCUCCCCGACGUGGACAUCCUGUCCUUCCAGAACAUCGACGGGAAGGAACUGUGCAAAAUGACCAAAGACGACUUUCAGAGGCUCACCCCGAGCUACAAUGCUGACAUCCUUCUCUCGCAUCUCCACUACCUCAGAGAGACUCCUCUUCCACAUUUGACUUCAGAUGAUGUUGAUAAAGCCUUACAAAACUCUCCGCGGUUAAUGCAUGCUAGAAACACAGGGGGUGCAGCUUUUAUUUUCCCAAAUACUUCAGUAUAUCCUGAAGCUACGCAAAGAAUUACAACUAGGCCAGAUCUACCUUAUGAACCACCUCGGAGAUCAGCCUGGACGGGGCAUGGCCACCCGACCCCCCCAUCGAAAGCUGCUCAACCAUCUCCUUCCACAGUGCCCAAAACUGAAGACCAGCGUCCUCAGUUAGAUCCUUAUCAGAUUCUUGGACCAACCAGUAGCCGCCUUGCAAAUCCAGGGAGCGGGCAGAUCCAGCUCUGGCAGUUCCUCCUGGAGCUCCUGUCGGACAGCUCCAACUCCAGCUGCAUCACCUGGGAGGGCACCAACGGGGAGUUCAAGAUGACGGACCCGGACGAGGUGGCCCGGCGCUGGGGCGAACGCAAGAGCAAGCCCAACAUGAACUACGAUAAGCUCAGCCGCGCGCUGCGCUACUACUACGACAAGAACAUCAUGACCAAGGUGCACGGCAAGCGCUACGCCUACAAGUUCGACUUCCACGGCAUCGCCCAGGCCCUGCAGCCCCACCCGCCGGAGUCGUCCCUGUACAAGUACCCCUCGGACCUCCCCUACAUGGGCUCCUACCACGCGCACCCGCAGAAGAUGAACUUUGUGGCGCCCCACCCGCCCGCCCUGCCCGUGACGUCCUCCAGUUUCUUCGCCGCCCCAAACCCGUACUGGAACUCCCCGACCGGAGGCAUCUACCCCAACACCAGGCUGCCCGCCGGCCACAUGCCUUCCCACCUCGGCUCCUACUACUAAGGGCCCAGAGAGACCUUUCCCGACAAGCCGCCCCCACCCACGACUUGCCACAAACUCUAUGGGAGACCACGAAUCUAAAGUGCCUCAGGAGGGACGACCAGGCUUGACUGGGGGCUGGGGGAGGAAGCCAGGGACGCAGCCAAGGGUUCUGGCGGGAGGGAAUUACCAAAGCAUCACUAUAGCCAUUGCGAGGACGCUGCAGACGUCCGGGCCGUGGACGUGCAGUCGGUGGCCCGGCUGGGGAAGGACACUGUCAAGUAGAAGCGCGAGGUCGGGGGACGCCGUGCCAAAGGGACUGGGCUUCGGGAGCGUGUCCACAGGGAGUCUGGGUCCGCUGGCGUAAACCGGGACGAAUCUAAAGCAAUAGAGAUAGAGCAUAGUCUGGACCUAACACACCGUUCAUGACGCCAUUGCAAGGAAAACUACCUGUAUUUAAAAAACAGACACAUAUCAA